AUGACACAAAAAACAAAUAAUGAUGAAGAUUUUCACCCAGCAAUAGACGCCUCAAAUGAUCCAACAAGUCAAACUACUAUUGAUGCAUCAACUAUCAUUCGUGAAUUGACCGAGACAAUUAUUGACCAUGAACGCAAACAGAUUCAAUUGGCAUUUUCAACACUGACAGAAACAAUAGAAAUUUUGAAUGAAGCAAUGAAUCCAACUCCAUCAACGCCUAGUACCAUCGAUUUAUGUACACCAUGUCGUUGA
Messenger RNA from Rotaria socialis, 252 nucleotides. The record is from the annotation of a GenBank genome assembly. Lineage: Eukaryota; Metazoa; Rotifera; Eurotatoria; Philodinida; Philodinidae.